Messenger RNA from Cyprinodon variegatus (sheepshead minnow), 6746 nucleotides. It is a transcript of the gene ckap5, whose product is annotated as cytoskeleton associated protein 5. Gene Ontology annotation, biological process: microtubule polymerization; mitotic spindle organization; centrosome duplication. The transcript is spliced from 41 exons. Gene Ontology annotation, molecular function: microtubule plus end polymerase activity; microtubule plus-end binding. The record is from RefSeq and is a predicted model, not a curated record. NCBI's taxonomy places the organism in Eukaryota, Metazoa, Chordata, Actinopteri, Cyprinodontiformes, Cyprinodontidae. Bases 161 to 6232 code for a protein of 2023 amino acids. Gene Ontology annotation, cellular component: centrosome; spindle pole; kinetochore.
CGCUUCUUUGCAAUCCAGGCUUUAAAUACUCGGCCAGACUUCACUUGGUGAUCUCAUUCUAGCCCUCAUAUCACCGGGUUACCUGCAUCCUUAUUGUCUUACGGAGACGCCAACAGCUGAGUAACUCCAGGGGAACCCCAGUCCCCCCCCACCUGUAGCCAUGGGGGACGAUAGCGAGUGGAUGAAGCUUCCCAUCGACCAGAAAUGUGAACAUAAGGUGUGGAAGGCCAGACUUAACGGUUAUGAAGAAGCUCUGAAGCUGUUCCAGAGGAUAGAGGAUGAGAAGAGCCCGGAGUGGGGAAAGUAUCUGGGUCUCAUCAAGAGAUUUGUCACAGACUCUAAUGCUGUGGCUCAGCUCAAAGGCCUGGAGGCCGCCUUGGCCUUCGUCGAGAACGCACAUGUGGCUGGAAAGACGACGGGUGAGGUGGUGUCGGGUGUCGUCACCAAAGUGUUCAACCAGCCGAAGGCCCGGGCCAAGGAGCUGGGCAUGGACAUCUGCCUCAUGUACAUGGAGAUAGAGAAGGCCGAGGUGGUUCAGGAUGAGCUGCUCAAAGGUCUGGACAACAAGAACCCGAAGAUCGUGGUGGCGUGCAUCGAGACGCUGAGGAAAGCUCUGAGCGAGUUUGGAUCAAAGAUCGUGACCCUGAAGCCAGUAGUGAAAGUUUUACCCAAACAGUUUGAGUCCAGAGAGAAAGCUGUGAGAGAUGAGGCCAAGCAGCUAGCCAUUGAAAUCUACAAGUGGAUCAGAGACGCUCUGAGGCCGCCACUGCAGAAUAUAAACCCAGUACAGCUGAAGGAGCUGGAGGAGGAGUGGGUGAAGCUGCCGUCCUCCCCUCCCAAGCAGACCAGGUUCCUUCGCUCUCAGCAGGACCUGAAAGCAAAGUUUGAGCAGCAACAAGCUCAGGGAGAGCAGUCUGAUGGAGAUGAGGAAGAAGAAGUGGCAGCAGCUGUGGAUCCGUACGAUCUGCUGGAACCUGUGGAGAUUCUUUCAAAAUUGCCCAAAGACUUCUAUGAUAAAAUCGAAGCCAAGAAGUGGCAGGAAAGAAAAGAAGCUCUUGAAGCUGUUGAAGCUCUGACAAAGAACCCCAAACUGGAGAACGGAGACUAUGGAGACCUGGUCCGAGCCUUGAAGAAGGUUGUGGGGAAAGAUGCGAACGUGAUGCUGGUUUCCGUGGCGGCCAAAUGUCUGGCUGGACUGGCCUCUGGUCUCAGGAAGAAGUUCGGGACAUACGCUGGACAAGUUGUUCCAACGAUCCUGGAGAAAUUUAAGGAGAAGAAACCGCAGGUUGUCCAGGCCCUGCAGGAGGCCAUCGAUGCCAUAUUCCUCACUACGACUCUGCAGAACCUUUCAGAGGACGUCCUGGCUGUGAUGGACAAUAAGAACCCGUCCAUUAAGCAGCAGGCGUCUCUGUUUUUGGCCCGAUCUUUCCGACAUUGCACUCAGGCCACGCUGCCAAAGAGCAUCCUCAAACCUCUCUGUGCCGCCCUCAUCAAGCAAGUGAACGACUCGGCCCCUGAGGUCCGUGAUGCUGCCUUUGAAGCUCUGGGAACGGCCAUGAAGGUGGUUGGAGAAAAGGCUGUGAACCCUUUCCUCGCCGACUUGGACAAACUCAAACUAGAUAAGAUCAAGGAGAGCGCUGAUAAAGUAGAGCUUCCUGGGAGCAAAAAAGGUGCAGCUGGAGGAGCAGCUGCUGACAAGAAACCUGCUGCUAAAGCUGCUCCUGCAGCAGAAGCUCCUUCCAAAUCUUCUGCUCCACCCAAGAAGCCCCAAGCCGCUGCUGCUAGCAAGCCGUCAGCUGGUCCUCCUAAAAAAGGGAAACCAGCAUCUGCAGCUGGGGGAAAAACCAAGAAGACCUCAGACAGUAAAGAAUUCACAGAGACUGAACUAUCGGUUGAAGUGUGUGAGGAGCUGGCAGCAGGUGUACUUCCUGCUUCCUGUCUGCAACAGAUGGACUCCAGCAAUUGGAAGGAGAGGCUGGCCAGUAUGGAGGAGUUCCAGAAGGCGGUGGAGACCAUGGACAAGGCAGCAAUGCCCUGCCAGGCCUUAGUCAGGAUGUUGGCCAAGAAACCAGGCUUUAAGGAGACAAAUUUCCAGGUGAUGCAGUUGAAGCUGCAGGUCGUGGCUCUGGUGGCUCAGAGAGGACAGUUCUCCAAGACGUCGGCCUCUGUGGUUCUGGAGGGCUUGGUGGAUAAGAUCGGAGACGUGAAGUGCGGCGGGAACGCCAAAACGGCUCUGACGGCGAUCGGAGAGGCGUGCUCGCUGCCGUGGACCGCCGAGCAGGUCGUCUCCUUGGCGUUUGCACAGAAGAACCCGAAAAACCAGGCGGAGACGCUGAACUGGCUCGCCAACGCCAUGAAGGAGUUUGGAUUCGCUGGCAUCAAUGUGAAAGGAUUCAUCAACAAUGUGAAGACCGCUCUGGGGGCGACCAACCCUGCGGUGCGGACGGCUGCCAUCGCCCUGCUGGGGGUCAUGUACCUGUACAUGGGGCAGCCGCUGCGGAUGUUCUUUGAAGACGAGAAGCCUGCUCUGCUCACGCAGAUAAAUGCCGAGUUUGAGAAGAUGCAGGGUCAGUCUCCUCCCGCUCCCAUCAGAUCGGUCAGGAAGGCUGCAGCCGAGGAUGAAGGAGAGGAGGGUGCGGAGAACGAAGAUGAUGGAGGAGGAGCAGCACCGGACAUUAUGGACCUGCUGCCCAGGACUGAUAUCAGUGAGAAGAUCACAUCCGACCUGGUUUAUAAAAUUGGAGACAAGAACUGGAAGAUCAGGAAGGAGGGUCUGGAUGAGACUGCAGCCAUCAUCUCAGAGGCCAAAUUCAUCACUACCAACAUCGGAGAGCUUCCUCUGGCCCUGAAAGGGCGGCUCGGCGACUCCAACAAGAUCCUGGUCCAACAGACCCUGACGAUCCUGCAGCAGCUGGCCACAGCCAUGGGCCCCGGGCUCAAGCAGCAUGUCAAGGCGCUCGGGUUUUCUAUCAUCACGGUUCUGGGAGACAGCAAGGCGAACCUGAGGGCGGCUGCCAUGGCAACCCUGCAGGCAUGGGUGGAGCAGACUGGGAUGAAGGACUGGCUGGAAGGAGAAGAUCUGUCUGAGGAGCUGAAGAGGGAGAACCCCUUCCUGCGCCAAGAGGUGCUCGCCUGGCUGGCAGAGAAGCUGCCCACUCUCAGGACGGUCCCCGGGGACCUGAUGCUUUGUAUCCCUCAGCUGUUCGUCUGCCUGGAGGACAGAAACGCCGAUGUGAGGAAGAAGGCUCAGGACGCCUUGCCGACCUUCAUGAUGCAUCUGGGCUACGAGAAGAUGUUGAAAGCUACGGGGAAACUCAAACCUGCCUCUAAGGAUCAGGUGGUAGCCAUGUUGGAAAAGGCCAGAGCCGUGAUGCCGGCCAAACCCGCAGCGCCGGCCAAGGCGGGCGGAGGGAAAGGCUCUGCUGAGCCGAGCAGAGCCCCUUCAGCUUCCAGGUCUGCGGCGGCCAGCGAGGAUGUCAACGACAGCAAACCUGAAGCCAAGAAGGUCAGAGGAGGAGGAGGAGCUGCUAAGAAGCCUCCUUCUCCCUCUGAGGAAGCCCCCCCCUCCAAGGAAAAGGAGAGUAAUGGUAGCAAAAAGCCCCCCGUCAAAGGGAAGGCUGCUGCUGGCAGCCAACAGGGUCCAGCCGGGAAGAAGCUUGCUGCUAAAGUCCUAAAGGACGAAGAGGACAAGUCUGGGCCCAUCUUCAUUCUCAUCCCCAAUGCCAAGGAGCAGAGGAUGAAGGAGGAGAAGCAGCUGAAGAUUCUGAAGUGGAACUUCAUCACUCCUCGGGAUGAAUACGUGGAGCAGCUGAAGAGCCAGAUGGCCGCCUGUUUCACCAAGUGGCUGCUGGACGAGCUGUUUCACCUCGACUUCCAGAGACACGUGAAAGCCAUCGGCGUCAUGAUCGAGAGGCUGAACAGCGAAAGCGAUGCCACCAUCGGCUGUCUGGACCUGAUCCUGAAAUGGGUCACGCUUCGCUUCUUUGAGACCAACACCACCAUCCUGAUGAAAGUUCUGGAAUACCUGAAGCUGCUGUUCACCAUGCUGAACAGGGAGAACUACCACCUGACGGAGUACGAAGCAAACUCCUUCAUCCCCUACCUGAUCCUGAAGGUGGGAGAAUCGAAAGAUGUGGUCCGUAAAGACGUCAGGGCCAUCUUCACCAUGCUGUGCAAAGUUUAUCCAGCCUCCAAGCUCUUCCCUUUCCUCAUGGAAGGAACCAAGUCCAAGAACUCCAAGCAGAGAGCAGAGUGUUUGGAGGAGUUGGGCUGUCUAAUCGAGGGCUACGGGAUGAACGUGUGCCAGCCGACUCCAGCCAAGUGCCUAAAGGAAAUCGCUGUGCACAUCGGAGACAGGGACACUUCGGUCCGGAACGCCGCCCUGAACACGGUGGUGGCAGUCUACAACGUCUGCGGGGACCAAGUCUACAAACUGAUUGGAAACUUAUCAGAGAAAGACAUGAGCAUGCUGGAGGAGAGGAUCAAACGGUCGGCAAAGAAGAUGGCUGCGGCUCCGGCUAAGCAGAGCGCCCCCGAGAAGACGCAGAGGGAACACCCAACAAACCCCAACGCCACCUUCCUCCGUAAGCCAACGCAGGAAGACCCCGGAAAGCUCAACCAGUCCCGUCAGAACGCCCAGCACAACGACCACCCCUCCAUCCCCAAGGAGUUCCAGUUGGACCUGGACAUGAUCGAGCAGGACCAGAGCAACGUGUGCGAGCUGCCGGACCUGGUCCAACACAAGCUGGACGAGCUGCUGGAGCCGCUGGUGAUCCCGGAGCCAAAGAUGCGCUCUGUGUCACCGCACUUUGAUGACCUCCACAGCAGCACCGCCUCCACCAUCAACUUCGUCAUCUCUCAGGUGGCGAGCGGGGACAUCAGUACCAGCAUCCAGGCGCUGGCUCAGAUCGACGAGGUUCUGCGUCAGGAGGACAAGGCGGACGUCAUGUCGGGACACAUCGACCAGCUGCUCAUCGCCACCAUCAUGCAGCUGAGGCUCAUCAACAGCACGCACCUGGCAGACGACCGGCUGGACAAGAGGGACCUCAUCAAGCUGUACAGCUGCAUCAUGGGAAACAUGCUUUCUCUGUUCUCCAUGGAGACGCUGGCCAGGGAGGCAUCCAUGGGCGUCCUGAAGGACCUGAUGCACAGCCUGAUCACGCUGAUUCUGGACAGCAGAGUGGAGGACGUGGAGGACGGGGAACAGGUCAUCCGCUCCGUCAACCUGCUGGUGAUCCGGGUUCUGGAGCAUUCCGAUCAGAACAACAUGUUCAGCGCUUUGCUGGUUCUGCUUCAGGAUACCUUGGUUUCAACAGCCGGGUCUCCAAAGGUGUCUGAACUGGUGAUGAAGUGUCUGUGGAGGAUGAUCCGCUUCCUCCCAGAGACCAUCAACAGCCUCAACCUGGACCGGAUCCUGCUGGACGUCCACAACUUCAUGAAGGUUUUCCCCAAAGAGAAGCUGAAGCAGCUGAAGACGGACGUUCCACACCGGACCCUGAAGACCCUCUGUCACACGCUUUGCAAGCUCACCGGGGCCAAGAUUCUGGACCAUCUGUCCAUGAUAGAAAACCGGAACGAGUCAGAGUUGGAGGCCCACUUGAGACGAACUGUCAAACACACGGGGAACCUGUCUGGAACGAAGAGCGACCGCGGCAAUGAGAGCCACGCAACCUCGAACCGCAGCGAAGGUUCAGAUCGGAACGAUCAGACCUGGUUUUCCCUCCUUCCUUCCUUCUGUGCAUCAGACCCUCUGUCCUUUCUUUCCUCUCUCCGUCCAUCCCCCCUUCCCUCCCUCUGUUUGCCCCUCUCUCCUUCCCUCCCCCCUGUCCUUCCGUCCUUCCUCUGUGGUCUCCAGGUGUCCUCCUGUCUCAUUCCAUUUCAGAUACUGAUCCUAAAUGAAUCCAACAGAAUGAAACGGUCAGAAAUGGCUCCCAUGUUUGUUUUUUACGGGGUCUCCUCUCUGUCGGUCCAGGGUCUCGGAGGGAGCGAGGACGAGCCCCAGCAGCGGCCGGCCAUCUCAUCCCUGCUGUCCUCCAAGCCGUCCGUGGCGUCGUCCACAGACAUGCUCCACAGCAAGCUGUCUCAGCUGAAGGAGUCCCGGGAGCUGUACCAGCAGGAGCACAACCCGCACUCCGGCUCGCCGACGCGCUCGCACGCCCGCUCCGCCUCGCCGGCUGCCAACCUGGACGACCUGAAGAAACGUCUGGAGCGCAUCAAGAGCAACAGGCAGUGAGGCGAAGGAUGGGCGGCGGCCUCCGCACACACAGCCUGACUCCGCCCACUGUGCCUGUGAGACGAAACCAUUACAGCUGCCCCCACCCUCCUGUGUCUGUAUAAUACACCUGAUGCUCCUGUUUCUAACAAUCUGUAAAUAUUUAAGUGUCCUCCACAGCGCCCCCUGCAGGUUAAUCAGGCUGUAGAUACUUGUAGAGUUCUCUUAACACCCUGUUCUUUUAGCAGCGUGACGGCAGAGCAGACCGGCCGGUCCCGACCCACUCGGCUCGCCGUCCCGCUCCAUCUUUGUGGCUUGAAGAGCAUGGCAUGUCUGUUGCUGUUUUUAUGUUUGUGUAAAUAAAGUCGUUUUAAUGAAGCUGCAGUUUGUCCUCCUCGUGUCGGUCCACGGUGAGCCGGACUCGUUCAUUCAAACGACCCUCUUUUUCUAUUUAAUUCAGAACUGCAGUCAUGUUUUGUUGGAGUUAUUGUAUAAUCCACUGUGGAAAACAUAAAUAAAAUCUUUUUUUAACAAC